GAGAUGCCAGAGCACUGUGCAGCAUAUUGCUGCUCCAACCGGCGGACCAUCGCAAACAGGGCUCGGGGGAUAACUUUCCACAAGUUUCCCAAGGACAAAGAUGUGAGGAAGAAGUGGGAAGUGGCUUUGAGAAGAGAAGGAUUCACUGCAAGUGAUUCAUCAGUGCUUUGCUCUCAACAUUUUAAGCAGGGUGAUUUUGAUAGGACGGGUCAGAUUGUCAGACUCAGAGAUGGUGUUAUUCCAUCUGUCUUCAGCUUCCCGGUUCACCUUCAAAAGUUGGAAAAGGGCAGGUCGACAUCUACCUCCAGAAGAGAUGAAGAAAGCUUACCUGUGGCCUCUCAGGAUUCCAAAGAAACAGCAACCUCAAAACCUCACCCUACUGAUGAUCAUAGCUAUGCCUUGUCUGCUUCCCCUACCACUCUUAAGACCAGACUCAAUGAAGCCUUGGCAAGAGUGGAAAGUCUGGAACGAGAGAAGAAGAAUGCCAUGGCCAGAGAAAAGAGGGCAAAGACCACAGUAAAGAGUCUUUUGGGGGAUUUGAUGAAAAAGCACCUAAUUAAUGAAGAACUCAAAGAGAAGCUUGAAUUCUACUCCGAUCUUCAGAUAGACUUCAUGGCAAAGCAGGGCAAUGAGUAUACAAAGGACUACAGAGAGUUUGCGCUCACGCUCCAUCUACAUGGUCCAAAGGCAUACAAAUACCUCAGAGAGAGACUGCAUUUACCCCUCCCACAUCCACAUACAUUACAAAGGUGGCUGCAUUCGGUGGAUGCCAAGCCUGGGCUGAACAAGAUGAUGCUGGAGACAAGAUGCCAGGGAGACCAGGCUGAAUAUGGAUGCUCCAAGUUCAGCGGUAUGUGCUCACCUACAGGAUCACUUGCAGCUCCUAUUUAAUUCCAUCAGAGCAUCAGGAGGCUGGAAAAACAACCCAUCAGCAUGCCAGUUCCAGGCCAUCUUCUGCCGUCUGAUGGUUCGAUGUGGUGUCUCACCUGGUGAGACAGGCAAUGUGGCAGCCCAAGACAACACUGUGUCCCUGUCUGCUGUGGAGAUGUCCUCUGCUGAAGAGCACCUAUCUUCAUUCGCCAACAUUUUGGCCCUUGUGUGUCACCAUAAUUAUCUCCCUACUUGGUUUGGUGGUCUGGUGGAAAAUGCUCUUGUGUACAUAGCAGGGUUUGUAGUCCGGAAGAUUAUACGAAAACUGUCCUGUGAUGUGUGCGUUGCGAGCUUGGUCAGAGAUGCUGUACAAUCUUCAUUUGAUGAGAGCUACCACCUUCUAGCCCUGAAAAACAACGGCGGCCUAGUGAUUCCAUCUCAAGGCACAGUGAAGGUGCUGAGAGCUGCAGAGCGGGUGAUCCACCGGGCUUCAACAAUGCAGGCUCCUAAGGUGUCGACAGUCACACACGUCGUCCGGGAGGAGAUUGGAACAGAGGAUGUUUUUCUGCUUGGGGAACACAUUGAGGAGACAUAGUUUGGCAUCGACAACCAUCAUUCUGACUUGCUGUCGUUGGUUAUUUCUGUGUU
Pelobates fuscus (common spadefoot toad) is the source of this 1518-nucleotide messenger RNA. RefSeq names its product THAP domain-containing protein 6-like. The transcript has 8 exons. The coding region runs from base 4 to 891 and encodes 295 amino acids. Lineage: Eukaryota; Metazoa; Chordata; Amphibia; Anura; Pelobatidae. The record is from RefSeq and is a predicted model, not a curated record.